Molecule: messenger RNA, 1258 nt
Organism: Medicago truncatula (barrel medic)
Lineage: Eukaryota; Viridiplantae; Streptophyta; Magnoliopsida; Fabales; Fabaceae
Product: ubiquitin-conjugating enzyme E2 34
Exons: 10
Coding region: 286-1011 (241 amino acids)
Source: RefSeq, a predicted model, not a curated record
CAAAACGCACUUCUAGACUCACUCUUUACUCUCUCUCUCUCUCUCUUAAACGCCGCCGUUUUGGAAUUUGUUUUCGCUGUUUCGUUUUCCAAAAAGGGGCUAAAUAAUUAACGCGGAAAUUCACGAUUUUUUGCCACCAAUAUUUGGGGAAAUCGGAUCUCAGGUUAAUUUCCACCCCUUUUCUUCUUUCUUUCACCGAAUUUGAUAAUUCAAGGAAAUUUCUUUUUGAGAAUAAAGAAGCAGAGUAUAGCGUAGUCCUUCUCGAUUCUGUUCUGAAUCAGUCGAAUGGCAGAGAAAGCAUGCAUCAAGCGCCUUCAGAAGGAGUAUAGAGCACUUUGUAAAGAGCCAGUUUCCCAUAUUGUGGCCCGUCCUUCACCAAGUGAUAUUCUUGAGUGGCAUUACGUAUUGGAAGGAAGCGAGGGAACACCUUUCUCAGGUGGAUAUUACUAUGGAAAAAUCAAGUUUCCUCAGGAAUAUCCUUAUAAACCUCCUGGAAUCAGCAUGACAACACCUAAUGGGCGGUUCAUGACACAGAAAAAGAUCUGUCUAUCAAUGAGCGAUUUUCAUCCUGAAAGUUGGAAUCCAAUGUGGUCUGUAUCAAGCAUACUUACCGGGCUUCUUUCAUUCAUGAUGGACACCAGUCCAACCACCGGCAGUGUAAACACUACUACUGUCGAGAAGCAGCGUCUAGCAAAAUCUUCAAUGUCUUUCAAUUGUAAGAAUGCAACAUUCAGGAAGAUGUUCCCUGAGUAUGUGGAGAAGUACAACAAGCAGCAGCUUUCUGAGCAAGUUACUUCUGAGCAGCCGGCGUCAUCAGAGACUGGUCAAGAUAAAAGUCCAAGGUCUGUUUUGGAAAACAACAAUUUAGAGUCCACAGGAGAAGACAUGAAAAGGGUUGAGGGAUUGAAGGAUGUGAGGAGAAACAAAAAACAAGGAUUUCCAACUUGGAUGAUGUUAUUACUCUUCUCCAUCUUUGGGGUUGUUAUGGCAUUACCUCUACUCCAGCUGUGAAUUUUUUAUGGGUACAAGGGUCCAUAAAGGAUUAUCAUGGAACUGGUUCUUUAUGUUCUGCUUAGGUUUUGUCAUGAUGUCUAACAGGAUUUGUAUAGGAAAUAUUGGACAUGGAGACUAUGUUAAAAAAAUAUGAUACUACUCCUUCAUGUCUGUUUUUGCCAGUUUCUUGGUAUUGAUACUUGUCAUGUCAUGUCAUGUCAUGUCACUCUUAUUCUCUUAAAAUGUGGAGGCUUGUUUUCUUUUA